This is a messenger RNA of Hibiscus syriacus, 822 nucleotides long. RefSeq lists its product as uncharacterized. Bases 193 to 564 code for a protein of 123 amino acids. The transcript has 2 exons. The record is from RefSeq and is a predicted model, not a curated record. NCBI's taxonomy places the organism in Eukaryota, Viridiplantae, Streptophyta, Magnoliopsida, Malvales, Malvaceae.
GAACUCAAAAACUCUCAAGCAAACUCCCAUUAGUGGUUGCUUUUUCAGGCCCUUCCGAAUAGGGUGACUCACGUAAUAUACAAAAUCGUGGCCUCUCCUCUUCCCCCCACCACUAUAAACCGCCAGUACUGGCCCUCAACUUCACGCCACACUCCCUUCAAUCCCCCCCUUUUUUCUACUCAAUCCUCUUCUAUGGCUUCCGAGAUGUUCGCCGAGGAUGAAGCCUCUUGGUGCUGCACUUUUGUGUUGGUGACCCUUCUACUACUCAACUCUUUCGAGGAAACAAACUCUAUGACGAUGAAUGAAGAGGAACAUGAUGGCAAAGUGAUGGGUCGUCGGCUGUUGGAGCGAGCGUGCGAUGAAAUAUAUGUCGUCGCAGAGGGAGAAACCCUGCAUUCAAUAAGUGAUAAGUGUGGUGAUCCGUUUAUAGUGGAGCACAACCCUCAUAUUCAUGACCCCGAUGAUGUGUUCCCUGGACUUGUCAUCAAGAUUACUCCUCCGAGCUCUCUUUCUUUGACGUCGUUUAAACGGUCAAUGGGCGAACCAGUGUGUUUGGUCAAGUAGUUUGCUGUAUUGCUGUUUGUAAUACUUGAAUACCUGCCAUGGAACAUGCAUUAGCCAACAGAAACUAGCAGAAGACGAUACAAAUUUCAUUGCAUUUUCAUAUAACAUCUUCAACAAUGAAGCUCAAAGGUAAGGGAUUAAGAAAAAUAAAUUUGGGUUAUUAGCUCAAGAACUUCGUUACUAAUAACCGGAAUACAGAAUUUUGAUCAAAUUGGUUGUGGCAUACAGAAUUUUGACCCAAUUGCAUUUUCAUUAAAA